Molecule: messenger RNA, 3505 nt
Organism: Micropterus dolomieu (smallmouth bass)
Lineage: Eukaryota; Metazoa; Chordata; Actinopteri; Centrarchiformes; Centrarchidae
Gene: aph1b
Product: APH1B gamma secretase subunit
Exons: 6
Coding region: 204-980 (258 amino acids)
Biological process (GO): Notch signaling pathway; Notch receptor processing; protein processing
Cellular component (GO): membrane; gamma-secretase complex; endoplasmic reticulum
Molecular function (GO): protein-macromolecule adaptor activity
Source: RefSeq, a predicted model, not a curated record
ACCCCGUGACUCGCCGCUGGUGGAAGCGAGCAGAGGAAACUCUCCCAUCGAAGACGACAAGCAGGCAGCGAUUUGUAAAAGUUUAAAGGACCAAACUCUGUUGUAAGCCACAGCUUCGAGGAACAAGACAAGGCGCUUCGGGUCGCGCUGCUGGACGCGGAUCCCUCCCUCCCCCACAAAGAAAAAACAACAACAGAGACAAAAUGACGGCGGCGGUGUUUUUCGGCUGCACCUUCAUCGCCUUCGGCCCAGCCAUCUCUCUGUUCCUGUUUACCAUCGCCCGGGAUCCGCUGAGGGUUAUUUUCCUCAUAGCAGGAGCGUUUUUCUGGCUGGUGUCCCUGCUGCUGUCGUCUCUGGUGUGGUUCAUCUCGGUUCAGAUCAGUAAUAAGGACAGUGCGGCGCAGCAGAAAGGCCUUCUCAUCUUCGGCGUGAUACUGUCCGUCCUGCUGCAGGAAAUCUUCCGCUUUGCUUACUACAAGCUGCUGAAGAAAGCAAAUGAAGGCCUCCUCACUCUCAGUCAAGAGGAAACCAUGCCGAUCUCCAUACGGCAGCUGGCCUACGUGUCCGGCCUUGGCUUCGGCUUCAUGAGUGGAGCGUUCUCGGUGGUGAACAUCCUGGCUGACUCUGCAGGGCCGGGGACUGUGGGGAUCCAUGGAGACUCGCAGCACUACUUCCUGUCUUCAGCCUUCAUGACGAUGGCCAUCAUCCUGCUUCACAUGUUCUGGGGCGUCGUCUUCUUCGAUGCCUGUGAGAAGCAGCGCUGGUGGGCGGUGGCUGCUGUCGUUAUUAGCCACCUCGUUGUGUCCUGCCUGACCUUCCAGAACCCCGAGUACGUCGGCAGCCUGGUUCCCACCUACGUCAUCUUGUUCUUGAUGGGCGUGUGGGCUUUUUACUGUGCCGGCGGUUCGCUCAGGAACCUCAAACUCUGCCUCACCUGCAAAGACAAGGACCUCCUGCUUGCCAACCACCGGCCCAGAUAACGCAGCACACCCGGAGGUGUGCAGGACUCUAUCCAAAGAUUACGAGUUCACACACACACACACACACAUCUCCUGAACACAACAAAGACCUAACCUCUCUGUUAAUCUGCUGUCUCACUUAAGAGGAAUUUUAGUAUCCUAAGUAUAAGAACAUAAAAGUGGAAGCAAUGAAUGUUUCUCAAAUGAAAAGAAACAAAGAAGGGAGAUCAUUUUGAUUCACACCCAGCUCAGUUUGUUUGUAUGGAUUUAAUUCACGUUUAAUGAUGAGUUUGUAUUAAAAAAUACAAAAUAUAUGUCGGGCUAAAAGUGUCCCGUUUGUUUCUUGAUACUCUAAAAGAAACAGGUGAACAAACGUACAAAAGGUAGAAAAGGUGGGGACACUCUCCACAUUCUGUAAAUAUUCUAAUGUUUUCAACAUUUCAGACAGAUAUCUUCUUUCAAAUGUGUCAAAUCAUUCAAACGGUGGAUUUACCAUUUAUCAACAAAACUCUGUGUAUAUAUUUCUGCAUUUUUAAUUCCCAGGAUGUGUAGAUAGUGAGAAGUUUUAAUCUUUUUAUUUUACUUUAUCGUUAGUCUGUGUAAGAAAUUGCCUUUGAUUUGAAAUCACUUUUACAGAAGCUGAGAGGGGAACAUGACUGGUAUCUAUUUGUUUUUAUCCCAAUUAUGUUGAGGUCUCGACUUCAUUGCCUCUGCAGGCCAUAGAUUAGGGCAUUAGGAUUUUUGGAAAAUAAUCUAAUUGCGAUUUUAUUUUAUUUUUUUAUUCUACCAAUAUUGCAAUUGCGAUUUAAUAUGUGAUUAAUUUUUAAGCUCUUCACCUUCUGUAUUAUUCAAAACUGACAAUAAAUCAGUGUAUAGUAUGACCAACACAAUAAUAGAUAUAUUAAACAUACACUGUUCUUUCUUGUAGGCCAGGCCUGUGUUGUGAUGAAAUGAAAUGGUGAUGCAUGAAUUGCAUGAAUUAUUAUUAUGAGCAAUGGUGGAAAAGAAAUAUUAAAUUAUAAUCGUAUGAGAAAGAUAGUUUGAGAGUCAAGUCAUGGAAUUAAAUAAUAUGAAAUAAUAUGAUAUAAUAUCAUCAGGUCGGCCUACAGACCACAAGGAAAAGUACACCACAGUGUUUUAUACAGCAAUAGAAAACCCACAGUUCUUACUCAGUUCAAAUAUCCUAGGACUCCAUCUCUCAACAAAAAACUAAAAAAAUACUCAGUUCAAUUGAAAAGUUGGCCAACGAAAAUAAAACCAAGUGACUCCUCUCGUGUUUCAUAGACAAGCUUAGUAGCCUAAUUCUCCGACAACACCAGAGUUCCCCUGCAGCCUACGUUGCUGGUGAGCAGCUCACUGGCUGUAACUCGGACUUUCGGACUUGUGUGUUUGGUUUGAAACACCGUUUGACAGAUAUUUCCUGAGCUGACUGGUGGCUGUGUUUGUGACGCUGGCGCCGAUCGCCACAAUACGCUGCUGUGCAUUUUUCUUGUCCGUCAAAGUGGCGGAUGGCCCGACAAUUUCAGCCACCACCACCAAGUUACCCGCGGGCGGCAGCUGCUACUUUUAUUCCCUGUGUGACACUAAAGUUUUUGUGGUGUCAGCUUCUGUCAAGCUUAAGGCCAUUGUCCAACAAGAAGGCAAGGUACAGCGUGACGUGCAGACUGCUUUCUGCUUGGGUGUCAUGUGACCAGAGUGUAAUCGCAGCCUUUGCGAUUAGAAAAUCGUAUCGCGAUAAUAUUGCAAAUGCAAUUAAUCGUUCAGCCCUACAGAUUAUGUCAUCAUGAAAUUGUUUUAGUUUCAGUAACAGUUUCUUGAUUCCAUGCUUGAGUAUGAAUAUCUAUUGCUAAUUUUAAGGCUAAAUGCUCAAACUUUUAAUUUCAACAUAUUUAAUUUGCACCGAUCAUUACAAUUUUGUUCCUUCUGAUAUCCUAAAUCAUUCUAACAGAUCACAAGUUUUAUCCCACAGCUGUUUCGGUUCUGAGAGGCAAGCAGCUCAGACUGAGAGCGAGGAAAAACAAGCGCGAUUUCGAAAAUCUUAAUGGAUCAAGGAUUUAGAUUUUAUCGUCAAAAAGCUCUGAUAGCCACCUUCAGUUAACUGUGAUCUUGUGAAAAAUAUUCCUUCUAUCUCAUGAUUGUGAGAAUAAAAAUGUUUAACAAAAUAACAAAUACCGGAGUCCUUAUUUGAAGGAAACUGGAGUCAAACACUCUCUGCUUCCAUACAGGGUGUUAGCUGUCACAUACUUUAUCUCUCACUCCUAUGUGUAAACCUAAGUUCAUAACACCGUGAACAGGUGGACGUGUUGGCUCAGUGAUCUGUGAAUGUUAAAUGUCUUUGUUGCCUUUUUUAUGUUGGAGUUGUUUGUGAGCGAUCGCAGGAGUUAUUGUGUCCCAUAUGUUCCACAUUCCAAACAACGAACGUUUCAUUUUUGCACCUGGUUUUGUUUUGUUGUUGAUCUACUUGUACAGUUUGUGUAGUUCACAGUGUGUUUCACUCGUUUAUUAGGUACACCUAACUGUCAAUUAAUAAAUCCUCCAUGAAUGGU